Molecule: messenger RNA, 1065 nt
Organism: Lolium rigidum
Lineage: Eukaryota; Viridiplantae; Streptophyta; Magnoliopsida; Poales; Poaceae
Product: ATG8-interacting protein 1-like
Exons: 2
Coding region: 12-710 (232 amino acids)
Cellular component (GO): intracellular membrane-bounded organelle
Source: RefSeq, a predicted model, not a curated record
GUUUUGCACGCAUGUCUGACAGCGAGAAGGAUGUGGCGGAGGGGGGCAGCGCCGCCCGGGGCGCAGACUGGGAGGUGGUGACGCUCACGGCGUCAGCAUACGCUGCGGCGCCAGGGCCUGGUGGGGGUCCUGCGGCAGAGGGGGAAGGCAAGGGCCACGGCGCAGGGUCCUCAUCGGAUGCACUGCUCAUGUCUGACCACUUCGUGUUCCCCCCGAGCGAGCACGAGAACCUGCCCAUUGAGACCGCCCUCGAGGAGGCCCCUGCUGGAGAGGACGUCCUGCAGGAAGAGAGUACCAGCGUGGAGGACACUGGUUUCAGGACUGUUGUGGGUGGCGCUGGGUCUGAGAGAGUCCUGUACUACGAUGAGGGGAGGAACCUGUCGGCUGAUGAGGCGGAGAUGUUGGGCGAGCAUGGUUCGUUCCGCGCCGAAGACGGCGGGCAUGGCUCUGCUGUUCGUGACGACGAUGAUGAUGAUUCCCAGGACAGGGCUAAGGUGGCUCCAGACAGCAAGAGCUGUUGCUCUGGUGGUGCCUCUGGCAAGUACUGGCUGAAGAAGCACAUGGCGUGCCUUUAUGACCAGGCCAAGGAGACCAACGCUCUCUGGUCUGUGGUGGUCGCGGCUGCCUUCGUCGGCCUUGUUAUCUUGUGGCGCAAAGACAAGCUGCACAUUGGCUGCCUUAAAUGGCGCUCUAGCUCGACAGUGAGAUGAUGCUUCCCUGUGCUGCUUGGUCCGUUCGCCACUCUCAUCUUUAUCGAUACACCUCUGAUGUGUUUCGUGCAUCGCCCUGGAGUUAUAACCAAGAAGAUGGCCGUGGGCCAUGCCAGAUUGUGACAAUGACGAAAUGGAUAUAUAUCUAGUGUAAUAAUAUGAAGUUUGACGGGAUUUGCUUCUGGGAUGCCAAAAGUUUCUUGCUCUGUUGUGCCAUCAUACGGUUGCACUUUUCGAUGUGGCACACUUUUUAAUUUUGACAAAUGGCUGUUGGAAUGUGCAACUGCAAGCUGUGAAAUCCAAGAUAACCUUUCUUGUGCUCGAGAAAUGAAACCUGGGAGUCUAUUUAGUUUUA